UUAUGUAAACAUGUGUUUUAACCUAAAACAACAAACGCAACUGACGCGAUAAAUUGAGUGUUUUUUAUAGAAUGUUUAAUGAUAAAAGUUUUUUUUUUUAAAUUAUUUCUUUUAUAAAUAAAACACAUCCUCUCAAAGUGAUUAACAAUAAAAAAAAAAAUGAUUUGCUCAGUAGCACAUAAAUUAAAUACCAAACAUCGCACAAAGGAUGUAAUUACCAGUGAUAAUACGACUUUUUAUCACAUGGGUCUUUCACCAGAGAUACUAGAAGGAUUAACGAAUUGUGGUUUUGAAAAACCAUCUCCAAUUCAGCUAACUGCGAUACCAUUGGGACGCUGCGGAGUUGAUUUAAUCAUCCAAGCAAAGUCAGGAACUGGAAAGACUGCUGUUUUCGGAAUAAUUGCACUAGAUAUGGUAUAUGUGAAAGAUGUACAUCCCCAAGUAUUGAUUCUAGCCCCGACUCGAGAAAUUGCCAUACAAAUAUCCCAGGUUCUUGCAUCUAUAGGCUCAGAAAUGAAAGGACUAAAAGUUGGCAGUAUAAUCGGAGGAAUCCCUGCGAAAGUAGGAACAAAAAUUUCUUAUAACAAUCACAUUAUUGUUGGUACACCAGGAAAAUUGAAACAUUUAAUUAAAACAAGCAUGAUAAACGUUGAAAAUAUAAGAUUAUUUGUACUUGAUGAGGCUGAUAAAUUGAUGGAUUCAAGUUUUCGAGAUGAUAUUGAUGAAAUUUUUGGAUAUUUACCUGUAAAUAAACAGGUAAUAACAGCUAGUGCAACCUAUCCACCUGAUUUACAAACUUAUUUAUCUAAAUACAUGCGAUCUCCUCAUUAUUCUUCACCUUCUAGUGACAACCCUAUUCUUAUUGGCGUUAGACAAUUUGUUACAAAUGUUGUAUCACAUCCAAACAAAAUGAAACAAGUGCAAUUGAAAACCGAAGAAUUGAUAAAAAUUUUCGAAAAAAUUCCAUUUAAACAGUGCUUAGUAUUUCUGAAUUAUCAAACCAGAGUUCAAUCGGUUUGUAAUAAUGUGAAUAAGUUAGGAUAUUCAUCAACAUACAUUUCUGGUAAUCAAGAUAUGUCCAAAAGAUUAGAUGCAAUAUCGAAAUUAAAAAAUUUCGAGUGUAAAGUAUUAUUUUCAACAGAUUUAACAGCACGUGGUAUAGAUGCUGAGAAUGUUAAUUUGAUAAUAAACUACGACAUUCCAAAUGAUUGUUCAACGUAUUUACAUAGAAUAGGUCGUGCUGGACGUUACGGAUCCUAUGGAAUCGCAAUCACUUUAGUGGCAGAAAAUGAAUUAGAUACGUUUAAAGAUAUGAUAAAUCCUAUAGUCAGUCCUCAUUUAUUGUUAUUCAAAUGUCCUGACUAUUCAGAAAGUAUUUGGAACACAAAGAUAGAAGAUUUAAGUUUAUUUUUUGAAAGAAAAGAAAGUAAUGGCGAUUUUGAUGACUCAGAAAUUCAUAAAAACAAUGAACCUCAAACAAACGAUAUAAACGAUGAAAUAAAUACGGUUGAUGAAUUUAUGUUAUGCAAGGCUUUUGAAAAGCACUUGAAUAGUAGCAAAAUCAAUAAUUUCAAAGAAUCUGAUGAGGGUAACCCUAAAUUUACUCAACAGGUCUUACAAACAGAGACAAUAGUAUUUCUUCCAAUAGAUGAAUUUAUCGAAAAAUUAUAUAAUGAUAAAAUGGAUAUAUUAGAAAUUAAUCAAAAGGAUAAAAAAGUGAAAUGUAUUAUAAAUGAGACGCAAGAACGCUUUUAUGAAGCAUUGUUCACUAAAUCUUCACAAUUUCAAACAUGGAAUGAUACAGUUAUAUUUCCAACUUGUUCCCCGAAUGUUAUAGAUAAUGAUCAACCUGUCGAUGACACUAAAAUAAAUGAGUUUUUAAAUUAUCAAAUAUAUGAUAGAAAUUUUGAUUCAUCCCAGAAUAAGACUGAAGACACGAGUCCAUGGCAUUGCUAUUCACAUCGAUACUCUAUUAUUAAAUCACGUAAAUUAUUAUCAGGAGUAAAUAAAAAAUUAAUUACAUGUUUGGAACGAUUAUUCGAAAAUCUACCAAACACAUCAUUCAAUUUAGAAAAAAAUGACAGAGAGUCUUGUAAAAAGAAUAUAUUGAUGUGGAAUAAAAUGUUAGAACAUGAAAUAGAAGGGGUAAAUAAAUUACUCAACAUGAAUAGUUUAUAUAUAAUAGAUACAGGCAGAAAAUGGGGUUUAAAAAAAUAUUGGCAGUACUUGGAACAAUUUUUGAGAUUUCAGAAAAAGAUGACAGAUGUUAUAUAUUUUCACUUCUGUAAUAAUUUGAAGUUUGAGGAUGAAUAUACUACUUCGAAAAAUCAACAAAAUGAAAGUAUUUUUAGUCUAUUAUUAAAUUACAUAUUACCUCGUCCUAUUAUUUUCAAUAAAUUAUUACAUGAAUUAAUGUCAGAAACAGACUUAAAAAAUUACUACGAUCUGAGAUCGAAUAUUCAUUCACUUCAAAAUUCUUACACUCAAUUAUUAAAAUUAAAAGAGUGUAUGUUUGAUUUUACAAAAAAUGAACGAAUAAAACUUGAACAGCAAAUUAAAAAGAAAAGAAAACGAGAGGAUGAAAUAAGUUUUAAAGAUCUUCAAGAAUUUUUAAAGCAAGCAAAAGAAAAGAAGUUAAUGGAUGAAACAAAAGAUACAAAAAACUGUGAAAAUGUCAAUCACUUUCAAGAAUGGAAAGAUGUUAUUGAUGAAAAUAGCUGUAUGGAUGAUGCUACAUAUUCAAGUGUAUACAAUAGUGAAUUUAAAGGUCAGAAUAUAAAUUCAUUUUCUGAAAGUGAUUUUUUUACUCAAGAAUAUCAAUAUCCCCCAAAUAUGCAAUAUGAACAUAAUUAUAUGCCAUCAUUUACUUCUGGAAUACAAAAUAACAUGUUUGAAGAAAACGGAAGAAUAGAAUCUGAAUACGUCCCAGGAACUCAGAAUCAUAAUUAUUAUACUCAACCUAAAUGCAAACCACAAAAACAAAAUAAUCACCGGAACCCAACUGAAGAUUUGGACGAAUUCUUUCGUUGUUUGGAUAUUCAGACAAAAGCUUUACAUUUACAAGAAUACCAUAGAUUAAUGAUGAAAGAUUAAACAAACCAGUUGUGAUUUAAAUUUACAAUAUUAUAUAAUGUACAGAGCCACUAAUAAAGUAAGUUUUUUUUAAUAAAAA
Messenger RNA from Chelonus insularis, 3172 nucleotides. RefSeq lists its product as uncharacterized. The record is from RefSeq and is a predicted model, not a curated record. The coding region runs from base 160 to 3093 and encodes 977 amino acids. Gene Ontology annotation, molecular function: RNA helicase activity; RNA binding; ATP binding. Lineage: Eukaryota; Metazoa; Arthropoda; Insecta; Hymenoptera; Braconidae. The transcript is spliced from 6 exons. Gene Ontology annotation, cellular component: SMN complex. Gene Ontology annotation, biological process: spliceosomal snRNP assembly.